This is a messenger RNA of Schistocerca nitens (vagrant locust), 822 nucleotides long. Its product is annotated as protein O-mannose kinase-like. Gene Ontology annotation, cellular component: endoplasmic reticulum membrane. The transcript has a single exon. Gene Ontology annotation, molecular function: protein kinase activity; ATP binding; carbohydrate kinase activity. The coding region runs from base 1 to 822 and encodes 273 amino acids. Gene Ontology annotation, biological process: protein phosphorylation; carbohydrate phosphorylation; protein O-linked glycosylation. NCBI's taxonomy places the organism in Eukaryota, Metazoa, Arthropoda, Insecta, Orthoptera, Acrididae. The record is from RefSeq and is a predicted model, not a curated record.
AUGAAUAACUGCUAUCCAUGGCUGAAUUGUUCAGAUAUAAAUGAAAUUGGAGUGAAAGAACUUAUUGGAUUGGGAGCAGUUAAGGCAGUUUAUCAUGCAGUUUGGAGAAAUUUCAGUGUAGCUUAUUCAGUGCUAAACAAUGAAAACUACAGUGAUGACUUUCACAAUGGCCUCAAAAUGCUUAAAAUUUUCAGUCCAAAUCCUAACAUAGUACAGUUAGUCGGCUUCUGUGAGACACGAAACAUUAUUGUAACUGAAUAUCAUAGGCUUGGUAAUGCAGUAAAUAUAAGCCAGUUACUGAGUAAGAAGUACAAUAAUAGUUUCAUGGUCAGUUUGAGAUUUUGUCUGAAUUAUGCUUUGAUUCUGGAGUUACUCCACCAUGGUCCUGCAGGUACUAGAGUAAUGUGUGAUUCAAAUGAUCUAGUAAAAUUACUAAGUCAGUUGCUUGUAACUGAUGAAAUGCGGUUAAUAUUGAAUGAUUUAGAUGCUUUGCCAGAAGUACAUAAAGAACAAAAUAUUAGUGUAAAAUGUGGACAUAAAGCAUUGUACGGCACAUUUGUAGCCCCUGAACAAAGGUGGAAUUUCAAUAAACAAUUUAGUUAUGAGGAGAUGCCAGGAUAUGAUGAAAAAUCAGACAUUUGGAAAGCAGCAUCAGUGUGUGAUCAUUUUAUUGGACAGGGAAUAGGUACCGAUAUUGUACGAUACAAACUGUUUUUUAUUCAUAAAAGUUGUAAAAAUGUGAAUGCAAAAUAUAGGCCAACAGCUACACAGCUUGUUGCAGCUUAUAUAAAAACAAUGUAUGAGUUAAACCAAGAAUUGUAA